Nematocida parisii ERTm1 is the source of this 1633-nucleotide messenger RNA. RefSeq lists its product as uncharacterized. Gene Ontology annotation, biological process: intracellular protein transport; vesicle-mediated transport. Bases 1 to 1599 code for a protein of 532 amino acids. The record is from RefSeq and is a predicted model, not a curated record. Gene Ontology annotation, cellular component: membrane coat. The transcript has a single exon. Lineage: Eukaryota; Fungi; Microsporidia.
AUGUACACUAUGACAAGUGCUAUUAUAGCUGGUUCUUCAACUAAGCUCAAGACAGGAUUUGAACAGAUAAAAGAGUUUCUUUGCUCAGAAGAGAAGAAGAAGAUACUAGAUGCAUUUCAUAUGAUAUCCAAAAAAGGAAUUACUCAUAAAGAAAAGGCACAAAUCUUUCCACAGAUUCUUAGCUUAAUAGGAAAUACUUCAAUAGAAGUAAAGUCUCUUGCGUACUCUUUUAUUUUACGUACAGUUAGGUGUGACUCUUCUCUUUUAAUUCUUGCAGUAAACACUCUUAUGCAGGAAAUAAACUCAGAAGUGGAAUUAAGGGGGCCAGCUCCUGCUCUUAAAGCAUCGCUUGCCAUUGACUUUAUAUCAAAAAUAACUGAUCCAGAGUUUUUAAACCACUUCUCGUAUGAAAUAGAAAAGAGGUACAUUUCAGAAACAGAAAUCGUCAGAAAGUCUGCUUUGCUUGCUGCUCCUACAAUCUUCCGAGUGCUUGGCGAGACAAAAAUAGACCGUAUAAAGCAAUCCCUCCAUGAAAAAAGUGCCACAGUGCUUGGUGCAGCUAUUUCUGCAGUUAUAUCCAUAGAGAUGUACAAACCAUGCACAUUUAGCAGCGAAGAGAUUUCUCUCUGCUUUAAAACACUGUGUGUACACAGGCAGAACAUAGAAGAAGCGCACGGAAACUUCUUCUUCCUUUUCUCGCAAAUGUGUAGAAUUAUUCGCACACAUCCAUCCUCUGAUGUAGUUGAGACAGCAGCGCAGGUUUUGGAGUUUCUUCCACUGUGUGCUCUUAAAGAGAUGUCUGCUAUAAACCAAGGAGACCUUCCUCUAGCUGUGGUUGAGAAGAUUGCGAACUGUCUAAUAUGUUAUGUUGGAACAAGACACAAGACAGACGCACUUGAAUGCAUUCUUUUCCUUCUAAAGAACCAUAACAUUAAGCUUGAAACAGAUCCAUUUAUAUUGGCUCCUCAGGACACAAAGAAAGAGAAAGUGCAAAAGCUUUACAUCCUUUCUCUUUUAAACACCUCUGAGGCACAGGCAGAAAUAGUUGCUUGUGUCAGAGACCGCGAGUGUGUGUACCACUCAAUCACUCUUUUACUGGAGCUGGGUGUGCUUAAAGAAGAGCACAUUCGACUUGGUUUGCAGUACAGUCAGUCAUCUAUGCUAAAAGCAAUAUAUGCCAAGCAUCCAUUACCAGAGAAAUUCUCCUCCGUAAUAAGAAAUGCUCUGACUAAAAUGGAAAAUGUACUGGAAAAAGAGGCAUACCUUUUCUUAGCGGGAUACUACUUAAACACCAUCACAGAUGAAGCCAACCGAAUUCGUAGAAUACGCAGCUCUACUGGCGGUGUGCUGUAUGGCAGGCCUGAAGAGAGAGAGAAGGCUGAGGAGCACCUAGAGGAAUACAUGUACUUCCUUUUGAAUUUGCACACCCGCGGCAUUCUCUCUAAGCAAGACUGCACACAGCAGGCACAGACAGCCUUCGCAGAAGAAAUCUUCCUUUUUAACAAAUUCACACACUUAAUUGAUCUUCCUGACAGAAAGCAUCUGUUAGAGCUGAUUGCAUAUAAGCGAAUCCUGCACAAACUUCCAGACUUUGUGUAGGCCUGAAAACAAAUAGGAAGAGCACAAACCCCAG